Saxophila tyrrhenica is the source of this 1311-nucleotide messenger RNA. RefSeq lists its product as uncharacterized. The coding region runs from base 1 to 1311 and encodes 436 amino acids. The transcript is spliced from 2 exons. NCBI's taxonomy places the organism in Eukaryota, Fungi, Ascomycota, Dothideomycetes, Mycosphaerellales, Extremaceae. The record is from RefSeq and is a predicted model, not a curated record.
AUGCGUACCACCGGCACCAUCCUCCUUGCGGCUCUGGCCUCCGUGGCCAUUGCGCACUCGGUCAAGCCAGACUACUACAAGAACCAGCACGACGGCGGCGCUGAUGACCAUGUGGCCCACCACCAGGGGUCUGGCGAGCGCCCAGGAAAGGGCUUCCUCGAUCACAUCAAAGGUUCUUGGGGCAAGGACCCGCACGCUCAUGGAGGCGCCGCUCAUCACGGCCACGGCCACCAGUGGGCAGAUGACGACGAUGAGAAUGACUCUGAGCUGAAGGCUCGCGACGCUCUCUUCGGCUUUGGCAACAAGAACAAGGGCAAGGGCAAGGGCCACGGCGGUCAUCAAGGCCACCCAAGCCGCCCAGUCCACGGAGGCCAGGUCGACCGCGAUGGCGAUCUCCCCAACCAGGGCCCUGACGACGAUGACCCAUCCAACUUCCUCCCGAACAACAUGCACGACGUCACGCCCUUCCCAGCCGAGGAGUACUACGACGACGAGGGCAAGGUCCUCGACCACAUCCCAUCCCCCAAGAAGCACCACGCCCGUGAUGCGGACGCGGAAGCCAAGAAGAGCCAUGGUGGACUGUCCUUUCCCAACGAAGAGUGGUACGACGACGAGGGCCGCUUGAUCGGUGCAGAGGACGGCUACGACAACGAGGACGAGGAGGACGGCGUCGAGCUCAACCUCCCCGAGGACGACGACUCGCGCCAAAUGCGCGCGAACUGGUGGGCCGCCGAACAACGCGACGACUACCCAGACCGCGCACCACCAGGCUGGACUGAUAACGAGGAUGACGAGGAUGACAACACCCCAUCGCGCCCAUCCGGCCACGGCAAUGCCCACGCCCACGCCCACGGCAAGCCAAAGCACCACCACGCCCGCUCCGCGCCCCACAUCGAGGAUGACGAGGAUGAAGAUGACGACGACGUCGAGCUCAACCUCCCCAACGACGAGCACUCCCGCAAGCACCGCCAGGCCUGGUGGGACGAGGAGCAGCGCAACGGCCACCAGGGCCACGCUCCAGCGGGUGGGUUCCACGGCCAACAUGACAACAAGCCGUCGUACCACCGCCACUACAGCGCGCACCAGAUGCGUGGGGUGGAUGUCGAUCGCGAAGCGGCGACCAACAGUGAUCAGUACUACUAUGACGUUGGUGAUGAGGGGGAUGAGGGAGAGUAUGACCCUAGCUAUGGUGGCGAGGAUUAUGAUGAGGGGUUUGAGAAGAGGGAUGCGAAGAAGCAGCCCAAGCCACCAAAGGCCCCCAAGGCCCCGAAGCCAAAGAAGGGCAAAGGCUGGAGCAUGUUCCCGUGGUAG